Hydractinia symbiolongicarpus is the source of this 2972-nucleotide messenger RNA. RefSeq names its product membralin-like. Bases 121 to 2358 code for a protein of 745 amino acids. NCBI's taxonomy places the organism in Eukaryota, Metazoa, Cnidaria, Hydrozoa, Anthoathecata, Hydractiniidae. The record is from RefSeq and is a predicted model, not a curated record. Gene Ontology annotation, cellular component: endoplasmic reticulum. Gene Ontology annotation, biological process: response to endoplasmic reticulum stress; positive regulation of ERAD pathway. The transcript has 11 exons.
CUCCUGUUUUCUUGCCUUAGGAAAUAGGAUAACAAUUUAACAGCUAACCUUAAAGAAAUGAUCAAUGACCCUAGGUUAAUAGUGAAGAGGAUUUUUCGGACUGAAGCUGGACAUUGAAAAAUGAGCAACACUUCAAAUGACAGACCUGUGCCACCAGUCGUAGCUAACAUGGAACGAGAUCUUGAUAUCCAACGAAGACGGAGGCUAGAACAAGCAGGAAACAAUGUCAACCCAAGAGAUCGGUUAUUUCAUGCGUUAUUCAUUAAAAUUGGAAAUAUGUAUUCCAGAAUUGUCCCAAAAAGAUUUCGCAUAAUCUUGGAAGCUAUAGUUUUGUUAAAGGGUUUGUUACUGUUCACAUUUUUAUCAUAUCUCCAUUUCUCAUUUGGUCGUGCACCCAUGCAUUGCUUGAAUGCAACUCUUGAUAAUUGGCCACGAGAUGGUAUACUGCGUGUUCAAAUACAACCUGGAUUUGGUUUAAAGAAGCAGCUUCCACGAUUUUUCUCUCCUAAAGAAAACAUGGUUUUAUUUCAUCCAUGUCAUAAUAACAAAUUGUAUUCAGAAGAAGCUUGUCAUUCUAUGUCCGCAGACAUGAAAGAAUAUUACCGACACAAAGAUAAUCAAUUUAGUUAUCGUGACCAAUGUUAUCGUAUGAACUUGUCAGAUUUCUUAUUUCAAAGAAAUGAUGUUAAUUGGAAGAAAUACCAGGACUAUGAGUACGUUGUGGCGGACCGUAGCGGUGCUCUUUUUAAAGGAUUUAUACCAGGAGAAAUUAUUAAUGAAGGAAGUCUAUUGGCAUUUUACGAGAAAUAUCUUGCAGAGUCUGUUGAAGCGGAGAGACAUUACAUCUUUGAAUAUUCACAAGAAUUUGGAUUUCUUCGACUUUCACAGGAAACAAGGAAAAGAUUAAAGAUACCAGUUCGUGUCAUCACGUUAGAUCCAACAAAAGAAGCUUGUUUAGGCGAUAAGUUUAGCCGGUUUCUUCUCAAAUACUUUCUUGGAUAUGAUGAUGUAUUGAUGAACAGCAUCAAAAAAGUUGCAGACGCUGAAAACAACACAGGGUACAUGCUCAACGUAGUCACGGGUGAUCAUUACAAAUUUGUACCCUGGGGAAUAGGACGAGGUUCCUAUGUCAUUUCGUUGUUGUUGAUGUUUUUAUUCACGAUCUCUAUUUCCACUCUUCUGAGAUAUUGUCAUCAACAAGUUUUCUUCUUCAUAAUUAACGUGUUGCAAAUGUUGGAUAUGAAUAUUGUGUUAGCGUUUCCUAUUGCUCCAUUGUUUACUGUCGUGUUGUCGCUUGUCGGCAUGGAGACGAUUAUGUCGGAAUAUUUUAACGACACGACGACAAGUUUUUACAUCAUUCUUAUUGUUUGGGCGGUGGAUCAAUUUGAUACUAUAUGUUGUCAUACCGUCAUGUCGCAAAAAUAUUGGCUUAGAUUCUUCUAUCUAUACCACUUCUUGUUUUAUGCGUAUCAUUAUCGUUUCAAUGGACAGUACAGUUCGCUUGCGUUGGCUGCAACGUGGUUCCUUAUCCAGCAUUCGAUGUUGUAUUUUUUUCAUAACUACGAGCUUCCCGCUAUUGAAAACAAUCCACACAACGCACGUCGUGAUGAAGAAGCCUAUCUAGACGAAGCUGUGCAGAUGAUCGUGGAAGGUAUCGAGAUGGUAUCUGGACAGCAGCACGCACCUACCGCUCCAGAACAACCCAACCAACCGCCAGAGAAUGCUGAUCAACCACAGGACCAACCAGAAGGAAGCACACGUGUGCGGGAAAUCUCCAACGGCGCCAACCGUAUAUUUAUCUUCGCGGCGGAUCGACCUUUCAUUCAAAUGGUACGGGAUUUUAUACAUCAUAUUCAGGAUCGCAUGAAUGCAGAGCGAACUGAAACACCACCUGUGGAGGAGGGCGAAAUAAACCCUGAUAGGUCAGUUGAAAACCAGGCUGCUACCGCCGUGGCCAAUGAACCGGCGACCGAAAACACGUUAGUUGAGAACAUCAACAGUAAUGUUCAAGAAGUUGUUAGUCUUUGUGUAGAUAAUGUAAUAAUAAACGAGACGAUAAAUUCCUCUGCUGAGCGUGAAACAAACAACUUGACAGCUUCUUGCUGCGAACUACCAAUAGAUUCUCCACAACACGAAGAACUUGUUGGGAGUGAUAUCAAUAAAUCUAAUUUGAAUCCAUUGAAAACAGAUGAACUGUGUUUAGGUGUAUGUAACGAUGAAACGUCAUCAGAACUUAGUAUCAAUAACAUAUCCAGUGAUACAUCUAAUAAUGCAACCAGUGAAUAUGAACUGGGCGAUACAAGUGACAAAAAUGCCGCUGACAUGAGAUGUAGUGUAGAUGAUGAAACACCUAGGUAGUCAUAUUAAUUGUGAGAGAAAUUUAUUUGGAGCGACAAUGCUGUGACAUGGUAGAUUGUUGGAGGGGAGAGAUAUAUCUCCUGACUUAAGUGCAUCUUAUAACUUUCAUGGUUUUGAGGUUCCAAAAGAUGUUUAAUUUACAGUUGAACAACAAGCUAAAAAGCGAAGCUUUUUUCUCACGUGAGAAAUAUUUGUUUACAAACAAAAAUCACGCUUAUCGUCCGCCGUAAAUUUAUCCUGCUUACCUCUUACCAAUCUUUCAGAAAUUUACGUUUUUAUAUGAACAGUGGUGGGUUAAAGCUUUUCUCAGUAUCUGGGGAUAGCUUCUCCAUAUCCGCUCAGCUCGUCACUGUGGGUGUUAUCGUGAUCUUGGUUGGACCAGCAAGUCUUAGUAUGACUAUCUUCAGAAAUGUUGGGUUAGCUUUCCCCAAACGUGGUUCUGUAAGAGUUCAUGUGGUUGGAAUUUUAAGUCGAAUCUUUUCAAAUAAACUGCCUAAAAAUUAUUAAAAACUUUUAUUUUUGUUAUUUUCAAAUGUUUGUAAAUUGUCUGUUUGUUUAUUUAACUUAAAUUUAUGACUUAAUGUGGCCAGGUAAAAACAAUCUUCAAAUUAAAA